Messenger RNA from Colius striatus (speckled mousebird), 1400 nucleotides. It is a transcript of the gene PRR15L, whose product is annotated as proline rich 15 like. NCBI's taxonomy places the organism in Eukaryota, Metazoa, Chordata, Aves, Coliiformes, Coliidae. The coding region runs from base 84 to 383 and encodes 99 amino acids. The transcript is spliced from 2 exons. The record is from RefSeq and is a predicted model, not a curated record.
CGUGCACUGCAGCCGGAGCUGCCCCGGGACCCCCGGGACGGGCGGCCGCAGCGGAGGUGCGGGAGGUGCAGGGGCCGGCGGCGAUGGCCGACAGCCACGGCUGGUGGAAGCUGACCUUCCUGCGGAAGCGCCGGUCGGUGCCCACGGUGCUGUACGAGAGCCCCGACAGCCAGGCUGCCGCGGCCGGCGAGACCCCCGAGGGGCCGCGCGAGGAGGGGCCACCCGGCUUCGCCGCCCGCCUGGAGAAGAUCGUGGACAAGAGCAACAAGGGCAAACACGUCAAAGUCUCCAACUCGGGACGCUUCAAAGAGAAGAAGAAAGUGCGGGCGACGCUGUCCGAGAACCCCAACCUCUGCCCUGCCGGCGAGCGGGAGGAGAAAUGACGCGGCCGGUCGCCGGUUCCCACCGGCCGCCAGCUCCGGCGGCCCGCGGCGGCCCGGCCACGGCUGCGGGACGAGGAAGGACUCGCACCGCAGUUUAUUUGAGAGAGAAGCAAGGACAUGGUUUAACGGCGGCCUCCCGGGCUCGUGGCACGCCAGGGGCAGAGGGAGAACUGGGGAGCAGAGGCAGGCGCAGCCGGUCCCUCCCAGCCCCCCGCAGGCAGAGGGAACCCCUCGAGGCUGACUGGUUAUACUGGGAUGAGGACUCUCACCCCAGCUCGGCCACUUGCUGCGGACCACUGGUGCCCAUCGUUCACCCAUACAACGACCCCACUCCUGCUGCUCCCCUCCUGCCUGUCACUUCUGCGGGGGCCAGACCAGGGGAUCCCCUGCUCCUCUCCCAAACCUGAGGGGCAGAGCCCCUGACAGCCAUGUCCUUGCCAGCAGUCACCCCUAAACCGGGCGACUUGACGCUUCCCUGACCCGAGGGAACAACCCUGUGGGCAAAGUCCCUUCUGAGCUGUGGCCGUGGAGAGCUCAGGGCUUCUCGGGAGGAGCAGUUCACUCACUGGCAUUCAGGAAUCACUCCCUGCUCCCAGAAGGGAAGAACCAGCCCCGGGGGCAGCCACCACAGCCUCUGUGUUUGGGUGGUUGGAAGCUGAGCCUUUGCCAGCUCUGGCAGCUGCUGAUAAUUAACUGUUGUGAAUAAAGCGGGUCUGGAAGCGGAAGCAAAGGCAGCUGAGGGGCUUGGGCAAGGGGAGAGCCUGGCAUGGAUAAAGGGUCCCUCCCAUGACCCCGGUGGGGAUUGGUGCCCAUGCCAACGUCCCAGGGGGCACAGGCAUGGGGGUGGCCAUUGUCAGCAUUGCCAUAGGCCUGGGGAACCCUCCCUGCGAGCGAGCUGGGUGCGGCUGAGGCUCAAGUCAACAGGAGCAACCGCUUCCCGGCUGUGACAAAAGCUGGAUGGUGCCAAGUACCUGAGUCCAACUUCCCCCCCACACCCUGUCCUGUUCCCCUGCACAA